GGGCUCCUUUAAGACUGCGGCAGGUUUCAGCCUCUUCCCAGGACCCAGCGGGUCAGUUUCCCCUGGCGAUGGGGGGGACCCGCAGCUGAGCGGAGCCGCCCCCCGGGAGGGAACCAGCGGCCCCCGCCCGCCAGCACCUUGCAAGGGCCCCGCCCCCGCUGCAUCCUCCCACCUGGGGCUGCCUCCUGCCGCGGCUGGGAGGCGAGUUUCUCCCGAGCCGGCUCGCCACGCAGGGCCCCCCCGGCCAGCGCGCACCGGGCACCUCCCCUGCCAUGGACUGAGCGCGCUGCCGUCUCCGCCGGGUGCUGGGACUGGCCCCUUCCCUGCUGGGGGGUUCACCCCCCCUCCUCCCCGCUGGGCUUUUUUUUAUGGGGCAGCAAGAGACUCGACCAUGUUAUCGGGCUCCAAAAACUCCUUUAAAAUCCAGCAGCACCAGCCGGGCCCUGCGCUGAGAGGUCCAAAGUCCUCUGCCAUGAACAGCAGGAGAAACAGGAACUGCCAGGCUUUCCCGUGUAUCCCAGGGGAACACGUCCUGGAAGCGGCAGCUCAUGUGAGGAAGAUCGUCCGCUCCAGGGAUGGCGAAGGAUCCGUCCUGGGCACACUGUACUGCACCAACCUGAGAGUCGCCUUCGUGCCAGAGCCAGCCCCUGGUGACACGGUGGGGGCCCCUCGCUGUUCCACUCGCCUGCACAGUGAGCACGACGUGGCCCUUCUCUGCAUCAGGAGGCUAGUGGCAGUGAACAGCUUCACCAAGGCCAAGGUGCUGACGGCCAGCUCUACACUCAAGUUCAUCCCGGAGGAGCUGGUCCUCUACUGCCGGGACUUCCGGGUGCUGCGUUUCCGCUUCCACGACAGUGGCUUGGAGCCCCGGGCUUGUCAGGUGACGCUGGCCAUUGUGCAGGCUCAGGAGAGCAGCAGGGCCAGCGCAGGGACGUGGUACGACACUGGCGCUAUAAGGAACCUGGAAAACGCCUGGCUGAGCACGGAGGAGUCGUCGUCCUCCUCGACGCUGCUCUUCGAGAGGCCCUGUGACUGGGAGAAGGAGCUGAGGCGGCUCGGGGCUGCUGGCUGGAGGGUCAGCGCCGUCAACGAGCGCUUUGACAUGGCCACCAGCCUCCCCAAGUACCUCUGGGUCCCCAGCAGGCUCCUGGACAACGAGCUCAAGAGGGCCUUUGGCCACUUCAAUGCCAGGCGCAUCCCGAGGCUGUGCUGGCAUCACCCGGGAGGCAGCGAUCUGCUGAGAGCUGCCGGCUUUCACGCUGAUUCAGACCCCGAGAAGGAAGAUGUGAGGUCUGUGGAAGCGCUGAUGCUCGCUGGCCACGCCCAGUGCGUGAUAGUGGAGACAGCCGCCGACCUGCCCAGCCCUGCAGAGAUCCAGCUCUCUUACCUCAAGCUUCGGGCCCUCUGCCUUCCUGACUCCUCUGUGGCCGAUGAGAAAUGGCUCUCCGCCCUGGAGGGGACGCGCUGGCUGGAGCACGUGAGGGCUUGUGUGAGGAAAGCGUGCGAGGUGGCUGUCCUGCUGGCGGAGAGGUCCCGCUCCAUCAUGCUGCAAGAGUCAGACGACCGGGAUCUGAACUGCCUGCUGGCCUCCCUCAUCCAGGUCCUGUCGGAUCCCCACACCCGUACCCAGUUUGGGUUCCAGAGCCUGCUGCAGAAGGAGUGGGUGGUGGCAGGGCACCCCUUCCUCCAGCGCCUCAACCUCCUCCGGGACAACGACCGUGAGGAGUCUCCAGUGUUUCUGCUUUUCCUGGAUUGCAUGUGGCAGCUGCUCCAGCAGUUCCCAGCAUCCUUUGAGUUCACAGAGACAUACCUGUUAGCCCUCCACGACAGCAGCUACAUACCCUUCUUCAGCACCUUCCUGUUUAACUGCCAGUGGGAGAGAGAUCGCAGGAAUCAGCACCGUGCCUCCAACCAGAUCUACGCGCCCGUCAACGGUUGGCGGGAACCCCCUCCCCUGGAGAUCCUGCAGAAGGGUGGCCGCCUGGCGAAGGAGAGAGGGGGCCCCUACUUGCCCACCAUCUGGGACUGGGCGCUGCGCUACACCACCCAGCAGAGGGCUCAGUUCAGAAAUCCCGCCUAUGCCAGGAGCAGCGGCAGCACCACUGUUCCAAAUGGCAAAUCUGCCCCACUAGGGGGUGAUAAGCUGGAAGCUGCCUUGUCUGGGAACGGCACCAUGUACCUGUUUGCCAAGGGGGCCCUCUCGCCGCAGACCCACCUCUUCCCCUGGAAGAACGGCUCGCUUUCCAAAAAGGGCUGGUGGCGGGCUCAGUCCUCAGAGAGCCUCAGCGAACAGGACCGGUCCUUGAGGAGCAGUCCCAGCGGUUGCCCCCUGCAGCCUGAGGGGCUGCUACUUCCUGCCUCUGUGGGCCCCCUGAUCCAGCUCUGGAGAAGGUGUUACCUGCGGGGAAGCCAGGAAGUUCAGCGUGGCCUCUUUGCCUCCACGCUCAGUGAACUCGCAGAAGAGCUGGACCUGCUUCGAGGGCGACUGACAGGCGAGGGGACCUGCUAGGGUGCCUAACCAUGGCAGCACGCAGAGCCCUUCUCGCCAGCCGCCUGAAGGUGAAACACCCCGAAGACUGGACGGCCUCGUGUCCUUGCUGCGAUGCUGGAGAUGGGAGAGCGUCCCGGGCAGAACUGGAUCUGUCCGCUGGGCCAGUGGACCAAGGAGGGGGACCUGGGUUUGUAGGAACGGCUUCAAUGGACUUUACGCCCUGCUGUUCCUCGUGAUGCGGGGAGCUGCCCGUCCUUUUGUGGCUUCAGGAAAGGGAACCGGGCAACCCCGUCCCAUCUAAAGGGCUCGCUCCCACUCACGCAGCUCAGGGUGGUGGGUGCCCAGAUAACCGUGGCUCCUCCCAAGUGCUACCUCCUCAAAGUCGGGCCCAAUCCCAGAGCCCCCGCCCGGCCCUGAGUCUGGUUAAGCCCCCUGCCCCCGCCCAUGCUGGGUGUUUGGCCAGGGUUCGGUUGGUGGGGGUCUUGACGGGAACCGAACAACUCCAGUGUUCUCCAGUGCUGCUUGGCAAAACCUACAGCAUAGGAUUCUGUUACUGCAGGGUUUGGGGCAGGCACUCCAGGGUACUGGGUCCAACCGCUUUUGCUGCUGCUCAGUCUGAGUUGUAUCUCUCUCCAUUCUCUGAUCUUUCAUGCACCUUCACCCUCCUCACUCCCCCAGGGUGACUUACUCAGCUGAUGAGGCUGGCUCAUUUGUGUACCUCCCCCAGAGGGGCGGCAUGUGGGUGGAAGGGUAGGCGAGGGUUAACCUGCCGCUGCUCAUGCUGUACCCAUCCCCUAGGUUAUUGCUGGCCUCCGAUCUCCAGCACUGUCAGUCUGGCACCCGUCCC
This is a messenger RNA of Gopherus flavomarginatus (Mexican gopher tortoise), 3338 nucleotides long. RefSeq names its product myotubularin related protein 11 (gene MTMR11). The coding region runs from base 392 to 2509 and encodes 705 amino acids. The transcript is spliced from 17 exons. The record is from RefSeq and is a predicted model, not a curated record. Lineage: Eukaryota; Metazoa; Chordata; Testudines; Testudinidae.